UUGUCUCACCUCAACCCACCACCUCCGCACUUGUCGGCCGAAUUCGAGUGCGAACAUAACCGCUGUUAGAGUUAUCCUGAAGCACUGUCGCUUAGCCGUUUGAACCCGCACAGGAGAGCAUCUAAUUGCCAGCACCACCAACCACCCGCUCGUGUCUUAGAAUCCUCGUAUUCGCCCUGUCGCAGCGGCGACCUCGUCGCAUCACCCGUCUCAUUCAGCGGGCGUGCAGCGGCCGCUGUUGUUCCUCGUACUUGCAUCGCCCGGAGCCGAGGCUCGCGCGCGCGGGACUCAUCCGCCGUGUGGCGCGCGGCGCAUCGCCGGCCAUACCAUGGCGUCGCGCACCAGCUCCGGCGACAGUCGAGUCGACGCGCAAGACGGGCCUGCCGCGAUGCCGGGAGGGUCUGCCACGUCAGCACUGACCGCGCAGUCGCGAAUUGCGGUGGCCAGUCCGAGCCACGAGAACGCUGACGGUUGCAGUCCACAACUAUCCGCUCGCGCUGCCGCCUUCCCUGCCGCUUCCUCCUGUACAGCCCCCACCACCACCACCACAAGCGGCAGAAACGGCAGCAGCGUCAGCAGCGGCGGCGGCGGCGGCGGCGGCGGCGGCGGCAGUGCGCACGCGCGGGCGGGCGGGCAGGCGCCAUGGGUGCGCGCGAACAUCGAGGAGGUGGCGUCGCGCGCGGCGGUGGAGAAGGCGGAGGCGGAGCGGCGGCUGGCGGCGGCGGAGGCGCAGCUGCGCGCGGCGCUGGAGGAGCUCUACAACCGGCACCGCAAGCGGUCGGACGCGUACUCCGCCGUGUUCGGCGCGCGGCACCCGCUGUGCCAGCACGGCGACUCGUGCGUGGCGAACGCCGUGGGCAGCCUGUGCCAAAGCUUCCUGCUGGCGUACGGCGUGCGCGUGGGCAUCGGCGUGCUGCUGCGCGCCUUCAAACUCAUCCGCAACAAGUCGUUCAAGUCCGCGCUCGACCUCCAGCUGCUGCUGUCGGAGAAGAACCUGAUGGUGCGCGAGGAGGCGUGCCGCCUGGGGCUCUUCUUCGGGGGCUUCUCGGGCCUCUACCACGCCGCGCGCUGCCUGCUGCGCCGCUGCCGCGACUGCGACACGCCCGCCAACGCAGCCAUAGCAGGCGCGGUGUCGGGGCUGUCUGUGCUGGCUCUGGACGACCCCAACAAGCGCCGCUCGCUCGCUCUCUACCUGCUCGCCAGACUCGCCCAGUGCGUGUGUGCGUCCAAGGGGCGGUGGGCGCAAGUGCUGCAGAGCCACCCGCUGAGGAAGCUGGGCGGCACGGCGCUGUUCCUGUUUGCGUCGGCGCAGAUCAUGUACGCGUACGUCAUGCGCCCCGAGACCCUGCCCUCCACCUACUGGGACUUCAUCUCCCGCACCGGCCCCACCCCGCCACCCGUGCUCGAGGCGGUGCGGCGCAGCUGCCGGGGCCUGCCGAUGGACACGACGGCGCUCACGGCGUUCCUGCACGGGCGCACAGGGCAGCUGGCGCCGCUGUGCAUGGGGCCCGUGCCGGCCGUGGUGCCGUGCGCGGUGCUGCAUCCCGGGUGCGCGUCGUGCCCACGUGCGCAGCUGAGGGCCGCCAGGGACGCCUUCCGCAAGACCUUCCCGCUGUACCUCUCGCUCACCUUCGUGCCCUUCGUCGUGCUCAACAUGCACAAGUUCCUGCAGUCGCCCCUGCGCACGGUGUGGCUGGCCACUGUGUCCGCCCUGCGAUCCACGUCCUUCAUUGCUGUCUUCGUCGGCAUCUACCAGGCGUGUGUGUGCACGCAACGCAAGCUCGUGCUCAAGGACCACAAGUUCUACUACUGGCUCGCCGGGGCGGUGGCAGGGCUGUCAGUGCUGAUAGAGAAGGCGUCGCGGCGCACGGAGCUGACGCUGUAUGUGCUGCCGCGCGCGCUGGACUCGCUCAUCUACAUCCUCGUCCACCGCCACAUCCUGCCCGAUAUGAAGAUGGCCGAGGUGGUGCUGUUCUCGGCGUGCAUGGGCGGGCUCAUGUACUUCCACGACACCGACCCCUCCGCCAUGGCGCCCUUCAUCCGUGGCAUCCUCAACCGCUUCCUGCACCACUCCUCGCCCCCCUCACCCGCCGACCCCGCCCCCGCCCCCCUGCCACCUCCCUCCACCCUACCCACCGCUUCACCUUCACACCCUCCUGCUUUGGAACCCACGUCCUCGCCCCCUGCCCCGCUCUCCUCCUCCCUCUCCCCCACUCUGAGUCGCCUGCGUAUAGCUCGUACCUCUCCCCGUGCUGCCCAGGCAGGCAGCAGAGCGGCAGCUGCAACAGCAGCGGGCAGUGCGGUGGUGGGCGGUGGGGAGGUGAAUGGGCAGGGAGGGGAUUCACCGCUCAGCCCUGCUGCAAUGAGCCCCACGGUAACUGCAAAGAAGCUGGAGGCGGCAUUCCAAGGGUUGUGAUGCUGCUGCUGUGCUGACGCUUGCUGCAAAACCUCAUGGAUGAGAAGAGAGCGGCCUAUAUGGAUGGUGGUGGGAGUAAGCAACGCCCUAUCUCAGUCUAAGGCCUGUCACUGCUGGAAGUUUCCUUCUUAAUAAGUAGCACUUUUGUUUAAGUGUUUAUAAGCUGAUACCCUACCAAUACUGGUAGUAUCAUCAGC
Closterium sp. NIES-67 is the source of this 2613-nucleotide messenger RNA. The record is from the annotation of a GenBank genome assembly. Lineage: Eukaryota; Viridiplantae; Streptophyta; Zygnematophyceae; Desmidiales; Closteriaceae.